AUGGGUGGCAACUGGUACACCCCGAGCGCUUGGUACGGCGUCAAAUACUCCCACUAUCAGGUGCUAGAGUUCCUCCGCGCUCAAGCCCUCACUGCCGUCACUGGCGAGGACAACCAGACAAGCGAGGAAGAGUAUGUCAAUGAUGAAGAGAAGGAAGAUGCAAAGUGCGCCAGCGACAACAAAGAGGAGGAAGAGGACACUGAUGACAUGGAUGGAAGGUUCUGGGAAUUGGCGCUUGCACUUGAACCCAGUCUUGUGCCAGAUUGCUCCGUUGGCUGCAAGGCCCAUGAAGCCUACUUGAGAUGUGAGCACCACAGCCAUAAGGACAGCCUCUUCUACAUCAUCAGACUAGAACUGGAGGAAAGCAACCUGACAGCUGCCAACUUGGCUAGUCUGGACACCAAUCUCAAGCCAAGACUUGCACAGCUCAUUGCUCAUCUUGACACUUUAGUGGGAAAGCCCGACAGCGUCAUCACACCCUCUGUUCAUAUGGGCGUUUAG
Molecule: messenger RNA, 501 nt
Organism: Acanthamoeba castellanii str. Neff
Lineage: Eukaryota; Discosea; Longamoebia; Acanthamoebidae
Exons: 2
Coding region: 1-501 (166 amino acids)
Source: RefSeq, a predicted model, not a curated record